AUGACCGACGCGGUGCUGGGCGGCUCCUCUGACCGGUGGAUGUGCCCCAGUGACAGGACCAUGUCCCUCCGAGCCAGCAGUGAGAAGGAGCAGCUCCCGGCGGGAUGGGCAGCGCAGCCCGAGCGGCAGCGCAAGGGCGAGGAGCUGACGGAUGAGGAGAAGGAAAUCAUCAACCGGGUGAUCGCCCGCGCCGAGAAGAUGGAGGAGAUGGAGCAGGAGCGCAUCGGGCGCCUGAUGACCCGGCUGGAGGACAUGCGCCGCAGCGUGCUGGGGGACGGUGUCAACCGCUGCAUCCUCUGCGGGGAGCAGCUGGGGACGAGGGGCUCCGCCUGUGUCGUCUGCGAGGACUGCAAGAAGAAUGUGUGCACCAAGUGCGGGGUGCAGACCACCAACAACCGGCCCCAGGCCAUCUGGCUCUGCAAGAUCUGCAGCGAGCAGCGGGAGGUGUGGAAACGCUCCGGUGCCUGGUUCUUCAAGGGUUUGCCCAAGCAGAUGCUGCCGCAGCCGAUGCCCAUCAGCAAGAAGGGACCCCAAACCCCCAGCGAGCCCCGCCCGGCCGAGCCGCCCGCCCCGGACCCCAAACUCCCCUCCCGGGCACCCACCCGAGGCCAGGCGGAUGCCGAGGACACCGAGGGCACCGACGCCGCAGCGGCCGCCCGGGGGAGCCGCAAGGCAGCCGAGGGCCGGCCGGGUCCGUGCGGCAGCGAGGACACCGCUGGGGACAGCGACAGCCGCGACCUGGCUGCCGAGAGCGGGGUCAGCAGGAGCCCCGGUGUGAAGAGAACCAGCUCGGUGCAGGGCCAGCGGCCGCCCCCGCCGGCCAGCGCCGCUCCCGCCGCGGGAUCCGGCCCGGCAGCAGCGCCCGCAGCGCCGGCGGCCGCAGCGGCGAGGCCGGGGGGCCCCUCUCGCUUCCCGGAGAGACAAGCGAGCCCCCCCCUGGGACCCCCGGAGCCCCGAGGAGCCGGCAGGGAGGAGCGGGGAGGGGGCUUUGUCCCCCCCGGCAGGGAGGACAGGCCAGCCUGGCAGCCCCCUGCUGCCAGCCAGCCCCCGCCGGCAGCCGCGGCACCACAGCGGCAGCAGCAACGCGAGGAGGAGGAGGAGGAUGCCAACAGCUACGAUUCGGAUGAAGGCACCACGCUGGGAGCUCUGGAGUUCAGCCUGCUCUAUGACCAGGACAACAGCUCCCUGCACUGCACCCUCAUCAAGGCCAAGGGCUUAAAACCAAUGGAUUCCAAUGGCCUGGCUGAUCCCUACGUGAAGCUGCACCUCCUGCCUGGAGCCAGCAAGUCGAAUAAGCUGCGGACGAAGACGCUGCGCAACACCCGGAACCCGGUGUGGAACGAGACCCUGGUGUACCACGGCAUCACUGACGAGGACAUGCAGAGGAAAACCCUCAGGAUCUCCGUGUGCGACGAGGACAAAUUCGGCCACAACGAGUUUAUCGGAGAAACCAGAGUUGCCUUGAAAAAACUCAAAGCCAACCAGAAGAAGAACUUCAACAUCUGCCUGGAGAGAGUAAUACCAACGAAGCGCACCGGAACGACCGGCGCAUCCCGUGGGAUGGCUCUGUACGAAGAGGAGGUGGAUCGCGGUGGGGACGUGGAGGAGCGCGGGAAGAUCCUGGUGUCCCUCAUGUACAGCACCCAGCAGGGCGGGCUCAUCGUGGGCAUCGUGCGCUGCGUGCACCUGGCGGCCAUGGACGCCAACGGAUACUCGGAUCCCUUCGUCAAGCUUUGGCUGAAACCUGACAUGGGCAAAAAGGCCAAGCACAAGACGCAGAUUAAGAAGAAAACGUUGAAUCCUGAGUUUAACGAGGAGUUCUUCUAUGACAUCAAACACAGCGACCUGGCCAAGAAAUCCCUGGACAUUUCCGUCUGGGAUUACGACAUCGGAAAAUCCAACGACUACAUCGGCGGUUGCCAGCUGGGGAUCACGGCCAAGGGCGAGCGCUUGAAACACUGGUACGAGUGUUUGAAGAACAAGGACAAGUAGAUCGAGCGCUGGCACACCCUGCAGAACGAGAACCACGUCGCCAGCGAUUAAAGGGAGCCCCUGCCCGGCUCUCCCCACCCUCUGCCACGCCCCUCUAGGUCCCUGAUGUCCCUGGUGUCCCGUCUUCCAGCGCAGCCACGCCUUGCUACAGCCUCUGAUCCCAGGGUCCUCCACCUCCCCCGAGCCCCCUCCAUCCUCCCUUCCACUGAAAACUCCCCCAGAUCUUUUCUAUUCCCCUUUAUUUAUUUAUAGCUGGGGGAGGGAGGCCGUCGAGUUCCCCUGGUGUGUAAUUUUGGCAAGCAAUAGUUCCCUCCUGACUGUUCCCCUCUCUCUCUCCCUCCCCGCUCCCCGUGGCAGCGUUCCCGUCGCGUUUCUGACGCUCUGUGUCCUUCCAGCCUCCGCUCCUGGCGGCUCCGGCGGCUCCUGGCGGGAGAUGGGAGUGCUGGGCUUGGGAGCAUCAGCCUGUCCUGCUUGUGUGAUCUCAGUACCUCAGUUGCAAUAACGAAAAAGCUCCUUGGCUUUGGUGUGGGUGUCACCGUCGCCUGGUGUCCGUGUCGUCGUGGUUAGGCCAAAUCCGGUGUCACCGGCCUCAUCCUGCGAGUCCUGCUUGAGCUUCACCUCUGGUUUGGCCCACCUGAGCAAUGUUGUGGCGCAUCCUUUUGCUGAGAAGAUCCACCACCAACACAGUAACAGCGACGAGGAAGGGUUUAGGGAGCUCUGUGCCCGCAGUGAAGCAGGUUUGGGUUGGUUCCCGUCGUUUCUGGCCACCGCGGGUGGUUCCUUUGCCCGAGGAAUUCGGGGGCUCCGCUGCUGAAGGAGCCCAGCUGUGUUUUAGGGUUGUGACUACCUCCUCUUCACCUCUGAGCUGUGUAGUAGCGACUGGCCCAGCCCUGAAGGCAGCCCCUGGGUCCCCUCAGACCCCUCCUGCUUCCAAGGAUUUUGUGUUCCUCAGGAGGGAAGCUGAGGGAGCUGCUACGUCCCCCCAGCCCCCUGAUGUGCGCAAGGAUUAUUGUUUUAAACCACCCCAACUCCUGGAAUUAGCUGGAACGGUCCGAGAUCUUCCAGACUUCGGUUGUUUUGGUUUGGUUUUCUUUCAUUAUUUUUUUUUCCCAAUUUUCUGCACAAGAUCCUUUGGCCUCAGCCUGCACUGAUGGCCUGGACAUCAGGAGAGCACAGGCAGCUGCAGGAACCAUUCCCUGGCUCUGGAACCGUUCCCUGGCUCCGGAACCGUUCCCUGGCUCCGGAACCGUUCCCUGGCUCCGGAACCGUUCCCUGGCUCUGGAACCGUUCCCUGGCUCUGGAACCACUCUGGAACCGAUCCGGAACCGUUCCCCGCUCUAGAACCGCUCUAGAACAGUUCCCCGCUCUAGAACCACUCUAGAACCGUUCCCCGCUCUAGAACCGCUCUAGAACUGUUCUCCGAUCUAGAACCGCUCUAGAACCGCUCCGGGACCGUUCCCCACUCUAGAACCGCUCCGGAACCGUUCCCCACUCUGGAACCACUCCAGAACCGCUCCAGAACCGUUUCCUGGCUCCAGAACCGCUCUGGAACCACUCUGGAACCGUUCCCUUGCUCCAGAACCGCUCCGGAACCGUUCCCUGGCUCCGGAACCGUUCCCUGGCUCUGGAACCAUUCCCUGGCUCUGGAACCAUUCCCUGGCUCCGGAACCGUUCCCUGGAAAACCCCAAGCACAGCCCUGUGGAUAGGAGCACACUGAGCACUAUGGAAUAUACGGAAUUUUUUGUCACACCGCGCAUGUUGUGUGAAACCUCCCCCGCCCCCUCUGCUCGCUCUUUGAGUUGGAUGAGUUUUGUUUUCCCGAUGGUUUUUUUUUCCCCCUGUCCCCCAGCAGAAGCUGAUGUGCCCCAGGUGUCCCCAGCCCUGGGUGACACAAACCCCUCUGUGCUGAGCUGGCCCAGCCUGGCCCUUUCCCUCCUUGGAUCUCCAGGUGGGAAAAGCCAACCCAACCCCUCCCAGAGCUGGGAAUCCUCUUCCAUCGCUCCGCUGAGCUUGGACAGAGGGGUGGAAUGGAAGAGGAAACCUGGAAUGUUCCCCAUUUUCAUGGAAUUCUUGCCUCUGUGCCAGUCAAGGUGAGAUCCCUGACUCUGGCCAGGACCCAGCCUGGAACAAUCCCGUUCUUUUGGACUGUUUCUCUCUGCAUCCCGUGCUGAAGCCUCCCUGCUCCAGGUGAGCUGUGGGAUCCAGGAUCUCCCUUUUCCAACCUCAAUAAUUCUAUAAUAACCCUUAAUAACUCUAAUAAGAUGUCACUGACCUUUCCAGAGGGAUGGAACUGGCCCAAACAUUCCUGUUCGUACCCAGAGCAGCACCUGGGCACGGAGCUGUGCUGGGGAAAUGUGUGGCCGAGUUCAAAAAAAAACCAAACUUUAAAAAAUCAUUAUUUAAGCAAUCCCUUAAUUUCUCCCAGUCCUGCAGCAGCAGCCCAGCCUCCUUUGUAUGUGCAGAACAACUCACUUAAGGUUACCCUUAUCCCACCCUGUAUUCCCAUUCCCUGGUCAGCCUGCUUUCUUUGGGAAAAGGAUACUCAGAUCAUCUCUUUGCACCUCCAAAAAUCAAGUGCAACUUGCCAAACUCCUCGGUAUUGUGCAAAACCACGGUCCUGGUCUCUGCCCCCCUCCCCGCCCUCUUCUCAGUUUUUCUGAUGGUAAUUCCUGCCCUGAAUGACUUCUUUUUGUUGUAAAUAAAGCAUGCACCUAUGGAUUGGGAAUGGUGAAAAACAAACAAACAAACAAACAAACAAAAAAAAAAGCAAAAAAAAAGAAAAUUAAAAGCCUCUUCUACUGCUGUUUGCAUUCAGACUCGCAUGCAGUGAUUUUACAGCCAAAUAUCAGUUUACAACUGUUGAAAGAAAACGUUACACAGGAAUUAGGAAUCCUCCAGUCUUCCGCUGCAUGCAGCACAGCAUCCUCUCUUGAUGUGGUAUCUAAUAAAGUGAGACUAUUGGAAAAAGAAUAAAAAA
Molecule: messenger RNA, 4970 nt
Organism: Parus major (Great Tit)
Lineage: Eukaryota; Metazoa; Chordata; Aves; Passeriformes; Paridae
Gene: RPH3A
Product: rabphilin 3A
Exons: 20
Coding region: 1-1992 (663 amino acids)
Biological process (GO): intracellular protein transport
Cellular component (GO): membrane
Molecular function (GO): small GTPase binding
Source: RefSeq, a predicted model, not a curated record